Molecule: messenger RNA, 1299 nt
Organism: Fusarium mangiferae
Lineage: Eukaryota; Fungi; Ascomycota; Sordariomycetes; Hypocreales; Nectriaceae
Exons: 2
Coding region: 1-1299 (432 amino acids)
Biological process (GO): septin ring assembly; endoplasmic reticulum inheritance
Cellular component (GO): perinuclear endoplasmic reticulum; cortical endoplasmic reticulum; endoplasmic reticulum membrane
Source: RefSeq, a predicted model, not a curated record
AUGUGGUGGUUAUUCAGGGCGCUAUUCAGCUCUAUCUUUCUGCUCAGCAUCGUCCUCUCCAUCCCCGUCGCUUUCGAUGUCGGCGGUCGCGAUAGUGGGCUGGCUUACAGUCUAGCCCUGUUCCUCUUCUACUUUACAUAUUCCAGCCUCGAGCUUUUGACGCCAGAAAAGUCACGCUCGCGGUAUUUCCUUUCUGGAUUUCUACGAUUGUCGCAGUGGAUCAUCGUCCCCGCCCUCCUCAUCUGGGCGCUGGGACAGUUCGCUGUCGAUGCCGACAACACAAAUUGGGUGGAGCGGACAGUGGGUGGUCUGUUCAACUCCAAGAGCACAAGCUGGAGGGAAUGGAUGUUUGGCAAGGACGGCUUGGUUGAGACGAUCACGCUGGGUGGGUGGGAUAACCUGCUACGGUAUUCGGGGCCCGUGUUCCAGCUUCUGGAGGGCUUCUGUACCUUGCUGGUCAUCCAGGCAGCGGGGCAGCUCACAAGAUGGCUUGUCAACCGUGGAAGAAGCGAUACCUGGUUGAUCGUUCUUCUGGUUCUCUCCAGCUCCAUCAUGGCUAGCGCCGUAUACUUCCUUUGGAGGGUAGCACAAUUCCCUCAAAUCGGCAACCUUGAUGCUACCCUUAUUGGCAUCGCGAUGACAACUGCCGUGUUCCUGUGCGCUUUUGGCAUCGGCAGUGGUCGCGGCAAUCCUAUUGAGUCGUCACUUCUGUUUGCCUAUAUUGUACUCUGCAUCUACCAGAUCUUCACCGAUUAUCUGCCAUCAGAAAAUGCAGAUCAUACGCAAGAUCACGAUGGCUCAGAGUCUGAUAUUCCACCUUUACCGCCUGUCAUCAUGGCAUCUUACUCGACUUUCCUCCACAUGCUGGGCUCAUUGCCAUCCGCUGUUCACUCGUCAUUGGCGCUACUAUAUGCCGCCUUCCAGACUAUCACGCCAUCAGUCAUCAUUUCGCUAACAUACCGCUCUUUGGUAUUCUACUGCGCUACACGUAUCAUCCCCUCAAUCCGCGAGUCGGGUGCGCAAGCCAUGAUGCAAGAACCAGAUUGGGAGGACUCUGAGACUGCAAGUAAAUUCUUGGGAUUCCUCAGCUGGUUCUCCCCGUCAAUUUUAAUAGCAGUCUACACCAGUCUGCUCUUACAGCAUUUCUCCACCAGUGACGGCCCAGAUGGCUGGACUCUCCGAGGUGGUGAUGUUGAGGGCAGUAACUGGCAGUGGGCCAACAUCGGUCUGACAAUGGUUUUGUACGGUGUCGAGCUCUAUCUGGGCUCUGACGAGCAUGAUCACUGGAAGGUUGAUUAA